Messenger RNA from Rhododendron vialii, 1770 nucleotides. RefSeq lists its product as uncharacterized. The transcript is spliced from 4 exons. Lineage: Eukaryota; Viridiplantae; Streptophyta; Magnoliopsida; Ericales; Ericaceae. The record is from RefSeq and is a predicted model, not a curated record. Bases 892 to 1434 code for a protein of 180 amino acids.
GAGUGGUGCAAGAAAGGUUUGGAGUGGUGUUGAUGCAUGAUCAAGACAUUGAAAAGGAUGGUGAAAGACAGGGACUGGAGGAAUUCAAUACUCUCACACACCCAUCGUUUGAAGCUGAUUGUGCAAGCUAGAAAGGCUUUAUUGUGCCUGAUAGUUUUGGCUCUGAAUCACAAGAAGAUAAUAGUUUGUCAGAAAAAUGUUCGGGAUCAACAUUGGCACCGAACAGCUUGGAUGAAAAGUCAUUGGAUAGAAUGCCUACUGCAUCAUUGGAUAACAUCUGUGCAACAAUAGUAGAUUUCAACCAAGGAUGCAAAUGCAGUUAUCGAUGAACUGGAGAAAAUGAUUGAAAACUUCGGGAAAGAAAAGAAGAAUGCAGAGAUUGAGAACAUGAAAAUCCAAGAACAAAAUCAGAAAGUUCUACAAUCUCAAAAGGAAGAAAUUGAAGUACUGAACCGGAAACUUGAAGAUGCAGAAGGCACAAAGAAUGCUUUUGAUGAAAAGGAGAAAGAUUUGAAAUGUUUGGUUCGUGACAAAGACAUAUACAUAUCCACUCUUUCCAAAAAAAGUCCAAAUCCUUGAAAAACAAAAGGUUGCAUUACUUAAAUUGAACAAGGACUUGGAGGAGCAAAUUCAGGAGUAUGAAAUGCAUCAGUUAACACAAACGUAUGGCAUUGAAACUGAGAAAGCAAUCCAUCAAGUCACAUAGAAGGCAACAAUGCAGACAAUAAAAAAACUGCAGAAAGAGAGAGAUAACCUGGAGGAGGAAUUGACAAUUUUAAAAGUUAAUGAAUUCACACAAAAAGCAAUGGCCGAGAAAGGGCUUCAGUCUAAGACAGAAUUUAUGUCUCCGCCGUCAAAUUUAAGAGAGUAAAGGCCAUAAAUGAUAGAAAGAUGAACUUAUCUGAGGACUAUGUCUAUCCACAGUUGAAGAGGAAGAGUCCACAAGAAGAAUAUAUUGAUGUAGAGAACUGUCCAGAAAAUGUCCAAGAGCAAAAGACAAAAAAGAAACUGAAGAACUUGAACCCUGGUGCUGAAACGUCCAAACUUAUUCAUCCAGAAACUUGGGUGACAAUUCAAAAACUUUGGAAGGGAGCAAAUCCUAGUACUGUUGUAUGGCAGUCAACAUACGACAUGCUCUACGUUGAAGUUGGUGACAUAGAAAACUUGCUAUUUGACGAUUCAAUAUCAAACCGGUGUGUAGAUGCGUAUGCGCAUGUCCUCAUGCAACAACACAUUGAAGCACAACCAACAUUUGCAUCGGAAACUCCACAACCAAAAUCAUUCAUCUUCAACAGCUUUUUCUUCGAUGUGAUUCAAAACAAAGAUCGAAAGCAUUUGAAGAAGAUGCUUGAAAGUCAUGCGAAAAGCUUUGUCGGCAAGAUUCCUUCUCUUUUCCAUACUUAUUCGAUGCCAUUGGACGCUGCUUGUGCUUGACAAAGAGAAAGGAAACUGGAAAUUCUACAAUUCUCUCUUGCAAAGAAAUCAAAAUGGAAAAGAUGAAUACUGUAAUGCAACAGCCAUUUUGGUAAGCAAACCUCUUAAUCGAAUAUGCUAAAAUUAGUUCUAAAAACACUAUUAAGCAGUUGUACACUAUUUUCCUUGUUCAUACAGAAAAGUUAUUGUGGCGUACAUCAAUGUUGACACAAGAGAAAUGCACAAAGCAACUAUUCUUGAGACAGUAGAGAUAGAGAAAAAUUCACCCCAACAACCAGUGGGAAGGAAAGUAUUGUUACUAUAUCUGUUGAUUUGCAAAAAAAAAAAAAAACUCAA